This is a messenger RNA of Blepharisma stoltei, 17312 nucleotides long. NCBI's taxonomy places the organism in Eukaryota, Ciliophora, Heterotrichea, Heterotrichida, Blepharismidae. The record is from the annotation of a GenBank genome assembly.
AUGUGUCCAGCUGGUAAGAAAAGUAAGAAAGGAAAACCAAUUGAUAAAAAUCAACCCUCUCCAAUUGAAGAAACAAAAAGAGAGUCUGACCUAGGAAGGCAAUCCCUUUUAGAUAGUGAAAUGUCUCAGAAAGAUAUUGAAUCACAAGGAUACAUUUUAGACACCAAAACAGGAAAAUUUAAAGAGUGCAAAUUCGCUUACAUUCUUUAUGCUUUUGACGAUCAUCAAUUUUCACAGAACGAAUUUAUGUUGAUGAUUCAUCAAUUUAGUUAUAAAAUCAGAGAGGUGCCCUUUCAUUAUCAAAACUAUGAUUACGCUGAAUUUGGAUUGAAUAGAAAUAUAAAACUUUACAGAGUAGCUUAUAUCCCUGUAAAACAUGAUAAAACAGAUUCAUUUCAAUUAAAAUUAUGAAGAAGUCAAUCAGAUGAUUUUUAUGAAAAAGAAGGAACUUUUAGAGAUUUUAAAAGUUGAAGCCACGCUUUUAUUUUCAGCAUGCAGAUUGUAAAAAAAACUUGGUGGGGUUUUGGAUGAAAAAGUCCAGAUGGUGAACCUGUGCUCGAUCCAAUAGAGCAGCUAACUUUUUAUUCUUUAUAUGCUUUUCGAAGUGCCAAAUGAGAAAUACUUCUCCCAAUUCUCAUCGAACAAUUUAAUUACAAAUUUGAUUACCGAAAAUUUAAUGUUGAAAAGCAAAGAGCAAUUGAAUUUCUCCAGGUUUUGGAUUACUUUAUUAGAGAGCAAGAUUCAAAUUACUCUGAAGAAUCUUCGUAUAUAAUUUUAGCACUUUUAGGCUGCCUUAAAGCAGAAGCCAUUCAACACCAAGAAUGCAGACUGGAUUCUGGGAUUAGUCUUCUGUUAAGGAUUGAAAAUUUUGAAAAUUUCUUUGAAAAAAUCAGAAUGCAAUCGCUUUAUAAAAAUGCAAUUUCAGGAAUUGGCUAUGCUUUAGCAUUAAAUAAAAAAGCAGGAGGAAGAGAAUGGGCAUUUAUUCUUAAUAAGAUUGAAGAUAGAGGCCAGAAAUCUAUAAUUUUGCAUCAAUUUAUAGAAAUUGUGAGCUCACUAGGCCUUACUCUUAAUAAAGAUGAAUGCGAAGCUUUACAAUUGAUUAUACAAACAUUAGGCUCAAGUGAAAUUUAUAGCAAAAUACUAGCAUGUGCUGAGUCGCUCCUGCUAUUCACAGAACUUUUACAUGUACUGUUUUUAUCAGUCGAUGAGAAUGCCAGAAGGGAAUUCAACAUAAAGCAAAAUUGGAAAAGGGCAAUCAAUUUAUUUCUUGAAAAGCAGCCAUUGAGAAUAGACAUAGUAGCUGAUUUGUUGGAAAUAUUGCAUAAUAAAGAGCCUGAGUUCAAAAAUUUAUUCUAUGAUUCAAAUUUUUCUAAUAUUGUAGAUUCAGCAAUAAGGAAAUGCUUAGAAAGCUUCAAUAAAAGCGACUUGGUUUACUUUAAGAAAAUUUAUAAGCUUUAUUAUAAUGAAAGAGUUCGUUUUUCUAUGAAAUCAGAUUCUGUAUGCGAAACACUUUUAAAAAAUUAUUAUUUAAAGCCACACGAAUUGAUAGAAAACUUCAACAUCGAUUGCAGAUGGCUAUUCAAAUAUUGAUUAAAACAGCUUAAAAUCAACUGUUAUUCUGACAUAGAAAAAAUUAUCAAGGAGUUAGAAAUAGAAAUUAAAAUAAUAAAAAGCCUCGAGAUCAAAGGCGUAUUCGAAACAAUUAAUGCCAUUAUCAAUAAUGGAAUAGUGCACAUCUAUGAAUCUAGUAAAAGAAUACUAAACAGCAUUUUCGAGCUCGCGCCAAUUAUUGAUGGUUUUGAAACACUUAAAACUGGUUAUAUUCAAUUCAUUCAAGAAACACAAUUUUCUCUUUAUAAUUAUUCAAGAUCUUAUGAUGACCAAGUUGGUAAAAUUCUUGAGUUGCAAAAAAGGUAUAAACAUUGCGAUCUCCUAAAAGAAUUGUUAGCAUUAAAGCUCGCCAUUUCUGGAGUAGCUGAAUUACCCGAAAAGGAAACUAAAAUGUGCCUUUAUAAGGAUCCAUCCUCUCAAUUCUUCUGGGCCGCUUUGAUUGAAUCUCACAAGUACUAUUAUUCAAGAAACUUGGAAUAUUUUGCCAAUUUGAUAAGUUUUUGGGAAAAAGAAGGCUUAAAAAUAGUGAAUGAAGAAAUUAAAGUUGAUGAUUUAAUGAUUAUAAAAUACCAAAGUGAAGAAGACAGAGCUGCCUUUUUAAAAUAUCUAAAUGCACCAUUUGACAUUAAAGGAAAUAAGGCUAGGCCUGAUUUUUUUGGAAAAAUAAAGGAAUUAUUGACUAGGAUUGAUUUUAUUAGUGAGGAAAUGAGCCAUGUGAAAGCUUUUAUAGACAUAAUCUGCAUAAAUCUGCUUGAUGUAGAAGGGGCAUAUAAAAUAUCCUUACAUAGCUUUUCUUAUAUGGAUUUAAAAGAUUUUCAGUAUCACCCAAUAAUUUUGCAAAUAAAAGAACUUGCUGUAAGCUUAGCUACGGUUUUGCAUUCUCAUUCAUAUAUCCAUUAUUUCUUACAAAAAGAAUUAGAAGUCUCUCCCUUAAGCCUAUCAAACAUUGCAACAAUCUGCACGGAAGCAAAAAAUAAAAUGAAAAAUGAACUAAAUUCACUUUUUACCACAUUUGAAAAUUAUCCUAUGGAAAAAUUUUUAGCAAUCUUCAAAGACCUCAAUUACAUUCAAAAGGAAAUAUCAAUCAUUGAAAACUUAUUUCCAAAUCCAGAUCCUGUAAAGCUUUUAAAUCUGGGCCAAUGCCUAGGUUAUUUAAAAGAAAAAGAAUCCUUAAUAUUCUCUUGCAAUGCCAUCAAAGAGCUUUCAGUGCUUUUUACUGGAGAUGAAAAUAUCAUAAAAAUAUGCCAAGAUUGCAUCGCUAUUUUGCAAAAUAUUAAAUCUCAAAAAUUAAGUGUGUUUUUAUCUGUAUCUACCUUGGCAAAAGAAAGCUUGAGUAAAGAUCUUAAAAUAGGGGAUGAAGAGAUAUUUUUUAAAACAAUAAAUGAAAUAUCAAGAUCAGAAGAGCUGAUAGCUUUUUUGAAUAGUAUUAAUGAAAGUGAUAUGCUGCAGCUGAAAGAAAGUGUAAAUGAUUAUGAUGAUUUAUACGCUGAUACUCAAGCCAUUAUGGAUUUAGAAAAUUUAUGGGAGUCUAUUCGAGAAAUCAAAAACAUAUUUUAUGAUUAUCCAAGUUUUUGCAAGAUUUUUAACCAGAGAAGGAUUGAUAAAAAAUAUGAUAAAAUUAUAGCUCAGCUGCAAAAUUGUAGGUCUCAGCUAGCAGGAAUAAAAGAGCUGCAUGUAAAUAUAAAUUGCAAAGAAGAAGCCAAGAAAAAACAAAUUGUUGAAAUAAUAACAGACUCAGAAUUCCGCAUAGUUUUAGUUGGAGAUUUUUAUGAUGUGAAUUUGAAAUACUUAAAAAACCAAAAGCAUGAUUUCAACUUGCCUAGUUUGCUUGAAUUCAAAGAGCGUGCUUCAUUGCUUCUUCAUACUCUUGAUGCAGCCCAAAUUCAAGACCCAGAUAUGAUUCUUCUUCCUGGAUUUAAAAACUUAGUUACAUCAAUUCAAGAGAUUUUGGCAAAUCUAAAUAAUCUCAGAGUAUAUGGGUAUCCUCUUAUAGAAAUUCCGGAAUUAUUUAGAGUUCAUAACGGAGAUAUUUCAAGUGUUCUGGACUAUGAAAAGCAGUUAUCAGAGCAAUUUAAAACCUGGGAAAUUUCACUGUCUGAUAAAUAUAGUAGUAACUAUUUGCUUACUUUUCUUCAUGGGCAGCAGUUUUGGUGGCUUGAAGGUUAUUUAAUUGAUGAUAAAAAGGAAUUUGAAAAGGAGGCUAAUAGUCUUUUAGAAUAUAUGGGGAAAUCCUAUGCAAAAAUAACAGAUGUACGAAUUGCAAAUAAAAAUAAUGCAGCUGAAAGGCUUUUAUGUUCUAAUUGUUUAAUUAUCAAUAAAUUAUUACUAAAUCAGUGCUAUUUUGUAAUUCUUAAAUUUAAUUAAAUGCAAAAUAUUAUUAGGAGAAACACUGGAACAACUUCCUAAUCUUCAGAACAACGACGCAAAGCUAAAUUAUUGUCCGAGAAACAGAAACAAAUUCAUCAUAAACAAUGGAGAAGUUGUUUACCUUGAGACUUCCAAAAUAUUACUAGGUAUAUUUUCAGUUUAUUUUAAUUCUUGCUCUUCAAUGCCUCGAGCAGAUCAAAUCUUUUUCUGCCAAUAUAAAACCUCCUGGAAUGAGCUCUUUGCAUUUUUAUAUAGGUGUUUCACAAAUCCAGGCCAUGAACUAUAUCUUUUAGUUAACUGCGAAGAAUUAGCUUUAGAGAUUCAAAAUAAAUUUAAAUCUUUAUUUGCAGAUUUGUGCUUCCACAAAGUCGGAGAUAUGCAAUUUAAAUUAGGCAUAAUUACAGCAGAUAAAUCUUCUGCAUUAUCAUCAUACUUUAAAAAUACCGAAUUAACAAGAGUGAUUAUUUUGAAUGAUAGCAAGUUGCUGAGCGAUGAUGACUUGAAAGAAAUAGUUUUGGAGACUAAUAGAAAUUACGUGACUGUAGUAUAUCAUAUUUAAAUCAAUGCUUAGCUAUAAUUAUAUUUACUAGAAAAUAGAGUUGAUAUUUCAGGCUCAAUAAGGCACCAUCUUUUUAAUGAAAAAAUAUAGACUGUGUAAAAUUUUUAAUUUAAUAAAAUGUAACUUCUGAGAUGGCUGGGCUUGGAAAAACAACAGAAAUAAGACAGCAAGUAAAACAAAUUAAAAAUUAUAGCCUUAAUGAUGAAGAUGCUGAAAAAAGAUUAGAUGAAAUAAUAAAAAUGUUCCCAAUAGCUGGGGAAGUUGACUGUAUUGAUCUUUGUAAAAAUUUCCCUUUCAUUUCUGAGUCAAUGGCUUUGCAUCUUCAUUUAAGCUACGUAAGCAACAGUUAUCUGCUAAAUGAGUUCCUUAUUAAUCUAUGCAUUUUCCGAACACUAAAUUACACAAAAAAUAUUAUAAUAAUACCAAGAGAAAUAAGGAUUUUUAUUGAAGUUUCCAACACAUAUUCAAAUAUUCUUUUAAACUCUUUAGAAUGUCUCCACUACUUCAACCAUAUUCAUAUAGAAAAAUUUUCUUUAGAUAGGCUAAUUAUCAGCAGAAAUCGAAAUGAUAAAUUACAAUUUAUUUGUUCUUAUCUUGACUUAUAUCAUAGAAAAUUGUUAGACAGUCAAUCAAUUUCUGAAAUGACAGACCAAGGUUUAUCAGUUUAUGAUAAUGAAAAAGUUCGUUUUUUGCUUGCUACCUACUUACUACCUAAACAAGGGGAUGAAAAAAGCAAUAUAUCUUAUAUUCAGCUAGACAUUAUGAUCAAAAUUUUAACAAGCCUAUGCAGGAAUUUCGGAAAUUGUGGAUUUUUUGAGCCAUGGAUGAUUAAUGAAAUGAAAAGUGAUUUCGCAGCUAGUGGAUUGGGUGCCUUUGUUUCUGAUCUUGAUAGUCUAAGAUCUCGCAUAUUUGAAAGCAUACUUUUGACUGUUAAAGAAUUUACUUCAAAGUGUAUUGCUGAUGUUAGAAAUCAACAGUUGAGAACCUCUCAAAAUAUCCAAGCAAAUACUAGCAUAAUUGAGGAUGAGGAAUUAGCUGACAGAUUCAAAUGCUGCUUGAAAUGAGAGUCAUCAAACCACUUUACAAUGGUUUUUCUAGAAGAUGGUUCAUUGAUUCCCAUAUACAGAGAUCCAAAUGAAGUCCCAGUAAAUAUCAAGAAGCUGAUUUUUACUCACUCUAUAUCCGAGAAAUGAAAAAUAUUUUAGAAUUCCUUUAUUUUGGAAAGAAUUGACCCUUCUCCUAUUAGAACAAGAAUUUUAUAAUAUUUGACUACGAUUUUUAAAUCAUUCAAACAGUUGUAAAUAUAAAAAAAAUUAUUCUUUUCUUAAGGAGGAGUCAGCACAAUGCUCUGACGGCAUAUAAAGGAGGUGGAAUCCCAGCAAAUCAAAUCAAUCAAAUAAUCAAAUCUGGAGCAUACACAAUUGAGGAUUAUCGACAGAUGUUUCACAGUGAUUUUCUUUUUAAAUUACAAACUUAUUGCAAAGACAAAAGGGACCUGCAAUUAAUGUACGUAGACUCUCAAUAUGUUAUUACUCCAGACAAUUUUUUAAAAAUGAAUUUAAUUUAUUUGAGAGCAAUAUCAAAUAUCCCCAUAAUCAUAAUGGGAGAAACAGGCUGUGGGAAAACAUCUUUAAUCCAAUUUUUUGUGGAAAAUAUCCUUGGAGACCAGCUUGUAAAAAUCAGUAUUCAUGCUGGCACCACAUCAAGUGAAAUAAAACAAGAACUAGAGUCUCCGAUGCUACAGUCGCAGAUGUAUAUUGAGGAGGCUGCAAUAUGAGGCAUAAAAGUAAAGAAACUCUGAGUUUUCUUUGAUGAAUUUAAUACAACUGAAAGUGUAGGGCUCAUUUGCGAAAUAAUAUGCAAUAGAACACUCGAGGGAAGGAAACUGCCUGAAAACAUGGUAUUUAUUGGUGCUUGCAAUCCUUAUAGGCUAUCAAUUCGAAGCCAAAGCUAUCAAGAAAAUGUUGGAAUUAAAAAAGACACCAAAACAAUUAGCAAACUCUCACAUGUUGUUAAGCCGCUUCCAGAAACCAUGAUUGAGUAUAUAUGAGACUAUGGAGCUCUGACUGCUAAUGAUGAAAGAGAAUAUGUUAUAGCUAUGUUUAAAAAUAUUGAAUCAAGUUAUACUGAUCUUUUUGUAGAUUUUAUUUGCUUAUCUCAUAACCCUCCCCCUCCGAACAAACCAUUGAAAAAUCCCUAUUUUUUGUAAAAAAAAUCUCCUUUCUUAAGCGAUCAAAAAAAAUUUUUAAUAUAAGUGAUAAUUAUUAUAAUUAAUCUCUAGCUAAUUCUAUUUAGUUUUAAACAGCUUGCAUUUUUAAAACAUAAAGUUUAAAAAAUAAAUUAAUAUUUGCUUUAAAAUUAUUUCGAACUGGAUUUUUUUAAUUAAAAUAAGCAAAUAACACCUCUGAGGGAACAAAAUUUUUUUUUCACUCACGAGGGAGUAAUCAUUUUCAAAAAUCUGAAGAUGCAAGCAGUGUUAGUCUGAGAGAUGUUUCAAGAUUUAUCAAAUUAUAUAAAUGAUUCAAGAACUCCAUUAUAGAAAAGAAAGCUCAUAGAAAUGAAAGAUACCAAGAAAACCUGAAAAAAUAUAAUUUGAUUACCGAAGAUAGAAAUAGUGACCCUGAUUUUGAUGCAGGAAUUUUAGCUUUUUGCCACUGCUACUAUUUAAGGCAUAGCACUCAAAUCAAAAGAUUUGAAUUUUUAGAGGAGAUUUGUAGAAUUAUUAAUAGAGAUACAAUUUUUGUAGAGAGAAUAAUGGCUCCUUCACAUGACGCCUAUUUCAUAACGACUAUUGUUUUUAGCGGUUUUUUUUUGGCUUAUUUUUGGCCAAUUUUAGCCUUUUUUGGCCUAUUUUUUAAUAAUAAAAAUUUUAUAUAUUAUAACUUCUUUUAAAAACACAAUAGACUAAAAUUAGUCAUUAUGAAAUAGUUAUGUGUGAAGACACGAGAAUAAUAGCAAUAAUUGAAAAUGAGCAAAAUGACUAUCUUGCAAGGAUGGAACUGCCUAAAGGAACAGCGUUUAAUAAAGCUUUAAGGGAAAAUAUUUUUACAAUUAUUCCUUGCAUUAUAAAUAAAAUUCCUGUAUUUCUAUGUGGUAAGCCAGGAUGCAGUAAAACUUUAUCAAUUCAACUUAUCUUUGCCCAUCUUACUUCUCCUAAUUAGAAUUAAAAAUCAAAAGAUUCUUAUGGAAAAGAUAGCUAUGGAAUUAUAAAGUUAUUCAAGAAGAAAAAUGGAUCCUCAUUGCAAAUUUAAAGAAUAGAUUUUAAAAUAUGUAUAUAAUUUUAUUUAAUAAUUAAAUGAAAUAGUAAAUGUUUUGUUAAUAUUAGUUUCAAUCAUACAUUUUUAAUCAAAAAAUUUUGCACAUAAAAGAAUAGAUGAAUGAAAUUUUAAGUUAUUUAUAUGUAGAGCAGAAUUAAAUCGCCUUAAUAGCAAUUGAAUGAGUUAGGGGCAAAAAAUCAACUGACUCCUAUUUUCAAACACUUCCAGAACUUAUUCAAGUGCCAUUUCAAGGCUCAGAUUCAUGCACAUCAGAAGGAAUUAUAAAAGCUUUUAAGAGAGCGGAAAAAUAUUAUGAGACCGAUAAAGCUCUGCUGCUACCAGUUAUAAUAUUUGAUGAGAUUGGGCUUGCUGAAAUUUCAAAGCAUAAUCCAUUAAAAGUCCUUCAUAAUUUGCUUGAAAUAGAAAAUGUAACAGUAGGCUUUGUCGGAAUUUCUAAUUGAAGACUCGAUGCAUCUAAAAUGAACCGAGCGCUUUAUCUCGCAAGACCUGAUCCGGAUGAACUUGAUUUAGUGUAUACUGCAAACAGCAUUUAUUCAUCUUUUGGAGGUAUAGAUAAAGUACACAAAAAAGUAAUCAAGCAUUUGGCUUUGUCAUAUUUUGAAUUUAAGAAUCAGUACAAGGAUACCAAUUAUGCUGAUUUUUAUGGGCUUCGAGACUUUUAUCACUUGAUAAAGCAAGCAUCAAAACAAUUAGUCGUUAAUAAUUUCUUGGAUCCUCAGCAAAUUGCAGGAGUAGUUAAGAGAGCAAUUGAAAGGAAUUUUGGUGGCAAAGAAGGAAAUUCAUUAAAAUGGUCUGGCAAACCAACCAACCAUCUUAGCAUCUGUAGCUGGGCAACCGAGGGACCUUGUGAAUGGAAGGAUAGCAUUUGGCAGUCAGAUUUCACUUGGUUCGGUGGGGUGCAAUGCCGGGGUGCCGGCACAUACUCACAUAUAGGUCAAGGUUUUAGCUCGUGAGGAAAUGAACAUGGAGUUGGAAAGGGGUUCUGGGAUUAGUUCUCAGCGCAAUAUCAGGCGUUGCAUCUUGGGCUACGUGUUUCAUUUUUGGCGGCAGAUGACCAGAAAAUUCGAUUUUUCGACUUUCUGGAAGCCGAACUUGUUGGUAACCCAAAGCCUUGGACUCACGGUAGUAAGUGCAAGCCCUUGUCCGUAAGUAGCGGUACAGUGAGAGGCCGUGCUCUGACUAGCAAGCAAGUAGUGGAGAGAAGCAGUGAGGCAAAAGUGGCUUGCGGACCUACCGCGAGCUUUCUUAUAAUUUAAUUCAGUUAAUUCAGCUGAGGUGGGAAAGAAGGAGCUGCAGGAGAAAUGGGAAGUAUUUUUAUGAAGUUGCAUGGAUUUGAAAAUAUUUAUCCUUAUUGUGAGCCAAAUAUCAAUAUUUUAGAUCUUAUUAAAGAAAACUUAAAAGAUCCAAGCUCACGUUAUCUUAUGCUUAUAGGUAGGGUUGAUGCUGUCUCAUUUAUUCUUGACAAGCAUUUACAUUCUCUUUUAGAAAGAAGAAUAAUUGUUGGAAGCAAAUUAAAAGAUGAUAUAAGCCAAGAAGAAUACGGCUUUCGGUCACUCAGUGAUAUUAUUCUCUAUAUGGAAAAAGGAAUUUCUAUAAUUCUGAAAAAUAUGGAUCAUAUAUAUAGCUCUUUAUAUGAUUUAUUCAACCAAAAUUUCGCUGUCUCAGGAGAAGGGGAAGGAGAAAGAAAAUAUUGCAGGAUUGCUUUAGGGGCUUUGUUUAACCCCAGGUGCUAUGUGAAUAAUAAUUUCCAUGCUAUUGUUUUUAUGGAUAAUGACAAAGACAUUUUGCUUAAAGCUGAUGCCCCCUUUUUAAAUCGAUUUGAAAAACAUAACUUGUCACUUGACAAAAUUCUGACUUCUGAACAGAAAAGAAUCCAAGAAAACUUAUUCCUACCUCUGUAAGCGAGCAAAACCAUCCCAUUUUUUGGAUAAAAUACCACCCUCCAUGAGUGAACAAAAAAUGAGUGAUUAUUAAUAAUACUUAAAAAAAAAGUUAAUUCUAUUGAAUUUAAACGAUUUGGGUUAAUUAAAUUAAUUUCAUUUUAAUUUUUGCGAUUGGGAUAUUUUUUUAAACUUCAAAAAACAAUUUAACCUCCACGAAGGGUCAGAGUUAAUAAAAUGGGCAAAAAGAAUAUUUUAUUUUCAAGGAGGAAACAAAAUGCUUUACACAAUUAACCACUUAUUCCCUAUAUAUAGCUCAGAAACAAUUGCAUUAUUGGUACUUUUCAACUAUUGUGCAGAUGAAGAAGAAACAAUGAAAAGAUGCAAGGAUGUGCUACUAAGAGUGGCACCUUCUGAUAUUAAAGUACUACUUGAAGUAAACUAUAUGGAAGAGCAUGAGAAGAUUCCUAUUAUUAGUGAAUGAAAUGAACUUCAUUUUGAUAACUUUCCUGAUCACAUCGAUUCUAUUUUAAAUGAUUCAAAAGUAAAUGGAAAAUUUAGCAAACUUAUUGCUUUUACUUAUGAUACUAAUUAUUAUUCAAACGAAUAUGAACAAGAAAACAAAAGCAAAAUGCUUGUGAAAGAAUUAAGUAGCUUUAAAUCAGAACAGGAUCUAACCAAAGACCUACAAAAAUUUUAUGUUGAAGACAAAGAAAUAUAGAAGUUUCCUAUGUUUGGCGCUGUAAGGCCGAUAAAUUCUGAUCGGAAUUUAUCGGUAGGUUGCACCAAAUCAAUGCCUUGGUCGGACCAAAAAGCGAUUUGGUCCGACGAACUUGGAAAGCUCCUGGAAAAUGUCUGCGCUUUUAGCGCUAUAUAGAGGAAACCUCUAUAUAUAUUUUGGAGCUUGAAUUUUCAAAAGAAAGCCAGCAUUUAUCGCUGAUAAAGUUUAUUAUAGAUAAACUUGAGGAUGAAUUAAAGAUAGAAAAAAAUAUUUGCAUUAUUAUUCAUAUGAAAAGAAAUAUUAAAUAUGAUAAUGCAAUUAUACUGUUUGAGUCAUGGAAAAUGCAAAUGUUUGAUGGCCUUUCAACAGAGUCUUUUGAUGUAUCUGAUAAAUUAGCGAAAGAUACUAAAACUCUUAUAUCUGAAAAUCUCGUUAUUAACUUUGAGGACAAUGUAAGUGUUUUUAUUGAAAAAUGUUUAUUGAAAUUUAAGUAUGACCAAAAACUGGCAAAUAAAGAGAAUUUAAACGAUCACAUUGCUUCAAUUAUUAAUAGUGCUUCUGCAGACAAAGAAUUUGUAAAAGAAUUAAAAGGAAAAGUUUUCGAAGAAAUUAAAAAAUCUGAAAAUGUUAGGGACUGGAAAGAGCAGAUUUUUAUGAGUUCGGCUAUUGUUUCAGAUUCAAAUAAGCUAGAAAAUGCGAUAAAGGCAGCUCUUUCUUAUGAAAUUGAAAAAGUUUUAACGCUGAUUUUAUAUUCUCUUGAAGAAAGUUCGGCCCUUAUUAGUUUUUUUAAAAAUGGAAAUAAAGAAAUAAAUGCAAUUAAACGUGACAUUUGGCUUGAUAGUUUCUGAAAUAUCAGUACUGGGGAAAUAAAACUGCAAGAUAUUAAUCAAGGAAAUUUGCUGAGCUUAGAAUUAGUUUUAAAUUUCCCAACUUCUAAAGCAGAAUAUAAAAUUAUUGAAGACCUAUUGUAAUUGCCCGAGGAUGGCGCUAUCUUGCGCCAUCCUCGGGCAAUUUAAAAAAUGGCCCCACACCGGGAAUUGAACCCAUGUGUGGGGCCAUUUUUGGAGCGUGGAAGUCGAUGUUCUACACAUACCAAAAAUGGCCCCACACGUGGGUUCAAUUCCCGGUGUGGGGCCAUUUUUGAAUUGCCCGAGGAUGGCGCAAGAUAGCGCCAUCCUCGGGCAAUUACUAUAUGUGAGAACUGGAAAGAAAAAGGCAUUUUUUAUGAGGAGUCAAUAAUUAAAAGUAACAUCCGAGAAUUAUAUAAACAAAAAUCGCUUUUCUAUAAUAAAUUUGAUGCAUUAAAUCAAAACCUCGAACUUCAAGAGCUGCUUCUGAGUGAUCUGGUCAAAAUUUUAUUAAAUAAAAAUCUAAUAAAUCAAGAAUUCGAAGAUUUUGUGUUUAAUCUGCUAACUCCCCCCCCCUCCGUGAGUGAACAAAACCAUUUAGAAAAAUCCCUAUUUUUUGCUCAAAAACCCACCCUCCGUGAGUGAACAAAAAUUUUUUUAAUAAAAAAAUUUUGAUAUAUAAAUGAUAAUUAGUAUAAUGAAAUCUAGAGCUAAUUCUGUUUUAAUUUAAACGAAUUGCUUUUAAAACAUAAAUUUUAUAAAUUAAAUUAAUAUUUGCUUUCCAAUUUUUGUGAAUUAGGAUUUUUUUAAAUUUCGAAAAAAAAUAUUUUCUAUAAAAUUUAUAUAUAAAUUUUUUUAAAAAAUAAAAUUAACCCCCCUCCGUUAGUGAACAAAAAUUUUUUUUGUUCACUCACGGGGGGGGGGGAGUAAGGUUAGUUACAAUCUAUGAAAGCUCUCUAGAAGAAAAAAUCUUAGCAUUUAUGAAGUUCAAACCUAUUUUUGUACUUAUUUGCUAUGCAAUUAACUUAUUUUAUUAUUCGCCAGAAUCCAAAAUUAAUGCGAUUCAGAGUUAUCUCACUCCCCCAUAUAAAUUUAAUUUCCAUUGUUUUUCUAUCUUAACACCCUUUAAUUUAGGUGAAAAUAAUAAUUUUAGCCUAACGAAUGGAAAAAGUGCAGUUAAAUAUUAUUUAAACAGUUUUCACACUGAAUCAAUUAAUUUUUGAAUUAAUUCUUUAAAAAAAUUAAAAUCCAAAAGAUCCUUUCUGUUUAUAAUUAAAAAAAUUUAAUAAAUAUUUUUAAAGGGAUAAAUUUAAAUAGAUUUUUUUAAAACAAAAUUUCCGUUUAAAUUGGAACUACCUAUUUAAAUUAGGGGAGAGUCAAUAAAUCUUUAUCGAUUUUAGAAAAAUUGAAGAAUAAAUCCCCUGAAAGCGAAGAAGAUAAGGAAGAAGAAUCAAACUGCUUUAGUAAGAUAUCUCAGCCAGAGUGGAAGCUAUUCAUUAGUAAUAUAUUGAAUGAAUUAAUAAUCUACUCUUGUCCAGACCAAAUUGAUAAAAUCUACAGUGAAAAUUGAGAAUCUUACCCUUCAGAAACAGGGAAAUUAAUAAGUAUCAUCAAAGAGAUAGAAAACAUAGAGGUUUUUGAUAUAAGAGGAUUAGAUUAUCUUGAGUUUUGAGCAACUUUUAGUACUUAUAUGACCAAAUAUGAAACAAAAGAAAAUUUAUUAAAGGUCUUUGAGGCCUCAAAGUCAUUUGAGAAAGCCAAUUCGUCUUUUCUUUACAAUCAAGAUUUUGUAGAAUAUGUGUUUGGCUAUAUGAAUCAGAACUCAUCAAGUGAUAUCUAUCAAAAGGCUGCAUCUUUAAAAUUUCAAAGCUAUUAUUUGGGCGUUUUACUUAAACAAGAUGAAAAAUAUGUGCUAAAAAUAGCUCAGCUUGUAGAGCAAAGUGAGAUAUGAAGGUAUUCAUCAGAGUUAUUCAGUAAUUUAUUGAAUUAUAUGAACAUAAAAUGUGGUUUAAACACUAGAAUGCUUGAUACAGAAGAUUUAAGAAAUAAUAAAUAUUCAUUAGAAGUAGAAAAAACUAUUGAAAUAUGUGGAUUUGAAAGCAAGUUUUCUAUAUUAUUAAAUGAUUUUAUUGGAAAGCAUAUAGAUGAAGUGAAUGAAAAAGAAAAAUCAAGAGAGCACAGUAAUAUUUUUAAAUUCAUGGAAAGGAAAUUUUUGUUUGCUCAGCAUUAUAGGAAUCUCUGCAUGGUUCCUUCUGAAUUUCCUUAUUUAAACAGACUCUUUUCAAUUUCAUUUAUUAGCUCUCCCCCAGAUCGAGCAAAAAUAUGGAAACAAUGCUUUAUUUUUGAUCAAAUUUAAGAUCAGGAUAUAUAAAACUUUAUUUUUAAUUAAUAGUUAAAAAAAGGCCUCUAGUUAGAAAACUUGCAUUCUUUACUUAAAUUUUAUAAAUUAAGUUUAUAUUUACUUUUGCAAAAACAGAUUUUUGAAAAUACAAAAAUUUAAUAUAAUUUUUUUCAAAAUCUUUUGCCCUUAAGAGGGAUUAAGCAAAAUCUUGAAAUUUAUGCCUCGUAUUUUAAUCCUGAAAACAGUAAUUUUGAAGAUAUUAAUGAGGAAUCCCGUCAGUUUUUGAACAAAAUUAAUGAAGAGUUGAGUUUAGAAACAAGCUUUCGGGAUACUCUGAAGCUUUACUGUUUAAAAAACAUUCACAAAUCAAAGAAUUUUGAUGGCUUUAUAGAAGAAAAUAGAGAACUACCUUGAAUUCAGAAUUAUUCACCGUCAGAAAAUGAGAAUGAAAGAUCUAUAUUCCCUUACUUCCCAAGCAUGAAAGAAUCUUAUUUAGAAAUGGUUUAUUUAUUAAAAUCAUUGAUAAAUGAUAAGUCAGAAAAUAUAUUAGAUGAAAAAAUUAUAAAUGCAGAUAACCCAAAAUCCAGAAUUGUGAUUGCAAUGGCUUUUAUGAAUGAGGUAUUUAUUAAGCAUUCUUUAGGAGAAAAAAUAAACACUUCCGUUAAAAAUUGGUUUACAAACAAAAAAGAUAUGAUCCUUUCAAAUCUUGGUAAGGAAUUUUAUCAACUUUUAUACUUUUUUAUUAAUAAUUUCCAUCGCAGCAGCUAUCUUUGCUUAUAUAAGAAUCAGCCAAUUGAAGAAGUAGAAAAAAUUCUAAUUUUAUGCUCUAUUUCAAUUCUCAUUCUUUCUUAUCGAAAUUUUUCAAACCCCCUUUCCAGUCUCUUUUUCACGCCUGAAGGAACAAUAGAUCCUGACUUCCAAAAGCAUUUCAACAAUUUAUAUGUCAUUUGUUCUGAGCCAAGUCCUAUGUUACACUACUUGAAAGAUACACUUAAAAAUUUUAAUUCUCUCAUAUCGAGUACUUGGAGGGCUCCACAUUCUAAAGGGAGCACUUAUAAAUGUUCAAGUGAUUGCGAUUUUCUUUAUUUUGUGAAUGCAUGUGGUGGGCCAACAGAAAAAGGAUUUUGUCCAUAUUGCAAACGAGAAAUAGGCGGAAUAGGCCAUAAACCAGUUCCCAGAGAAGGGCAUGAGAAUUUAUCACAUGAAGAGGCUAUGAAGUUUCUGCAGGAUUCAAUAGCUCGAAGAGAAGCAAAUGAAUGCAAAGGAUGCCAAAAUUAUGGAAGCUUUAAUGGAGUAAAGCUGAUUAGAGAAUUGAAGCCAAUUACAUCAGAGUCACUUCAUCUUAUUCUUAGUGGAAGCCUUUAUGUAAUAUUGAAGCUUGAUGUUUUAAGGAUAGGUGAUAUUGCUUCAGCAAUAAAUAAACCUCCUUUAGAAUGCGAAGGCAUUUUAUGAGCAGCAAUUCAAAAUGAUUUUACACAAAUUUCUUCACUUUUGAGUAUACAUGAGCCAAAUAUAUGAAUAUUCAGCAUUAUAUCAGAGCUCCCUGAAAUAAUUGAAGCUUUUAAUGUUGAGCCCAGCACAAAAGAAAUUAGAGAUAACUUUGAAAACUACUUUGAAAGAGAAAUAAUAAAUAGCCAUAUGAGUCCAUCAUCUGUGAUAAUUGACUAUAAAAAUAAUUUUUGUGAAUCUUUUGGAAAUGGAGGCAUCUCUGAUAUUCUUGAUGAAUUAAAAGGCAUGUACAAGCCAGAGUAUCCAAAUUUAAGAUUAUUCAGAUUAAUAGACAAGCCUUCAGCAGAAGAAAUGAAAAAUUAUUUUUUGUUUCACAACCCAAGCCAGCAAUUCAAUUUGCUAACUAUCCAUCACCUUUGAUUUAAAAUUUCAGAAAAAUUGGGAAUUAAUUCCUUGAUCGAACAGCCUCCUUAAGAGGCGGCCGGCAGGAAAGUCGCUGCGUUUUUUUUUUAGGGGGCCUAAAAGUUGCCGUCAUUAAUUUUGAAUCGCUUCGACAAAGGCGAUUUUGCGAUUUUUUGGUUGCGAUUUUUUUUUUUUUUUGGGUGUUGGUGUUGGUGCGGCUUUUGGUGCUGCUUUUGGUGCAGCUUUUGGUGCUGAUUUUGUUGCUGCUUUGGUGCAGCUUUUGGUGCUGCUUUUGGUGCUGCUUUUGGUGUUGCUUUUGGUGCUGCUUUAGUGUAGGGAUAAUAUAACAAUUUUUCUUCUUCUUGAUCGAACAAUUUUCAUAUGGUUUGUCUAUAGCUUAUUUACAGAGUUUUUUUAGCCUUACCAUUGGUUUGAACGACACACUGUCACUCAAUCAAAUAUAGGAUGGGAUAAGCAUAUAUUUUAAAAAUUAUGAAGAAAUUAAAACUAUUGAAAGCUUAUACCCUAUUAUUGAUUUAACGAAUAGCCUUCUAGAAAUUUACAAUCACAAAAUUGCUAGAGACCAAGCAAGAAACUUGACUAUCAAAGAUGCAAUAUUUGCGAAUGAAAGCAUUAAAGAAAAGUUCAGAAAAUUUAAGCAGGCAUGGAAAAGUAAAGGAAUUGAUGAGCUUUACUAUGAAUGCAAAAGACUUGAAUCAAUUGAGUUUGAAGACGAGAACUCACCAUUAUCAUAUUUCCUAGUGGACAACAAAGAGGUUGGAGGAGGAAUGUAUAUGGCUGCUGCGCUAUUAGAACUAGCCUCACGCCAUAAUAAGUUAUUAGGUCUAAUGAAAGACGCUUUACCAUCAAAUCAGCCAAAUAGCUUCCAAAGUUCUAGCAUUGAGAUGCAUCCAGUUCAAAAUGCAAUGAAAAAUCAUAUACUUUCAUGCGAAUUAGAUGACCCAGAUAUAAUCAACAGCUCUUCAAUAAAUAACCCUCAAUAUGGAAAAGGGAGGGAACUUAUAUAUGAUUUUGAAAAAUUGCAGUCCUAUUUAGCAAACUCUCUACUCACGAAGAAGUACCUUGACAAAUCAAAACUUGGCCUAAUUCAAUAUCAAUUUGAGCUAUUAAAUAUUCAAGAUGAAAACUCAGGCUUAAUAUCAGAAAUUCAUAAUUUGAUAUGCCAGCAGCCUUUUAGCAAGGAAACUGAAAUCAAAGUAAAGCUGUUCUUUAAAGAAUUAAAAGAAAAAGAGGAAAGAGGGUAUCAAAUCAUAGUUAAAGAAAUUUACUCUUCAUUAGAUUACAUACUUUGCUAUCUUAAAAACUCCAAAGAAAACCCUGAGAAAUCGAUAAGUGAUUUCUGCCAAAGACUGAAUCAAGCCAAAAUAAGUGAAUUCAUCAAAGGCCGUCAUGCUUUAGCUGAGAUAAGUCUAUUUAAUAUUGUAGCUCUAUAUGAGCAUAUAGAAUUUUGCUAUUUCCCUUACAUGAAAGACUUAAUCCGUGCAGAGUUUCAGAAAUCAGCCAACAAGGAUGUCAUUAAACAUCAGCUGCAUGGCUUGAUUGAAGAGUGUGAUGGACUUAGACUCCCAACUCGACUUCAGGCUCAAAACGCUUUGAUGAGAUUUAUAAUGAGAUGCUUGACUGCUGAAUUAAAUCCCAAUUUACCAAUACAAAUGUAUAUUCAAAAAUCAGACUUUUGGGAUAAGUCAGUUUCCUAUGAACAAAUUCAGCUAUUUGAAAUGAGAUUUUCAGAAAAGGUGAAGAUCUCUCAUUCAUUGGCAACUUAUGAGGAAAUCAUGACUAUUGGAGAAGAGCUUGAAAAAAGGGCAAGAUUGAUGGAAUUUGAGAAUAAUUAA